AAACAUAUCAUGCAUUACAACCACUUGCCCCAAAUCAGGGCUUUCAUAACAGGAAGGAAAUUACGUUUUUCAUGUGUCUGAAGUGUGAGCGCGUGACAUGCGGGGACCAUCCCUUGACUCGUGCCCGCAUCGAGAUCAUCGUAUUUUCUUGCAAGGUAUUUUAUUUUCCUGGUUUUUAUUCGCUCCCCACCACCGGCAACCCUACUGCAUAGUCUUACAUUUGCAAUCGGAAGUAAUGGUCAAGACGAACGGAUUUUUAGUUAAACUUUCGGCAUAAAAUUUAUUAAACGACAACCUUCUAGCUAGCAGCUCUUUAGCUAGCUACUCUUUAGCUAGUAACUCAAAGCCUACGAUCGCGACAAGCAUAUCCCUUCAAUCUAAUCUCAUCUCGGACAAAGGCUUUGCAUCCAUCUGUAUACGAUACCAACAGCAGAAGAAGUUUUAUUAUCUCGAAUAGUUUUUUUUGCUUCUUUCAAGCAUACAUGUCACUUUCCUGCGUGGCCGCUUUCGCGUCUCCAGUCAUGCCAGAAUCGCAUAGAAAACUGGACACCUCAAGUUUAGAAAAGUCGGGUACUACCAAAUCCGAACUCGAACUGGUUUCGACCAAAGGCAUCCAUCCCUCUCUGCUCUCCAGUCUCACUUGGCCGAUUUUGAUACCUCUCCGGGCUGCCUCGCUCGCGUAUACUGCUGCAUCUGAAGUGGUCUAUGUAUGCGAUCUCGGUCGACACAACCUGUCAAAUACCUGGACCGCCUUGAAAGCAUAUUAUUGUGAUCCUGGACAUACCCGUCCUACGUGGAACUUGCCCUUCCAUUUGCUCUUGAAAACAAUAAAGUCAAAUCUCGAAUACCCAGGCCACACUCUAAAUAAAAUGCGAGGUUCGGCAGAAUUUUUGUACGAAGUUACCAUGCCGUGGAGUGUCCGAAUUACACCGUUUCGAUUCCACGUCAAUCGUCAGAUCCUUUUGGAACCAGAACGACAAGCUGCCCGCCACUCUUCGCUAGACUCGGACUUUGUAAUCCCAGAAGAGUGCUCGGGUUCGGAUGAAUACGAAUUGACCGGCGAGUGGGUGGAGUGGAAGGAUAAGAAUGAGAGUGCGAACAAAUCCGCGAAUAAAGAGGACAAGGUGAUCUUGUUCCUGCAUGGGGGCGCGUUCCUCUGCGGAAGUCCAAAAACACACAGAAGUUUGGUAUGGCGUAUUGCAAAGGAAACUGGUGCCAGAAUCUUUGUUUUGAAUUACCGACUUGCUCCCGAGCAUCCAUUCCCAGCCGCUAUCCAUGACGCCUUCGCGGCGUAUCUUUACUUGACCAAUCCAGGUCAUCCUGCGUUCUUGAAGCCUGGUGCUUUCUUCUCACCCAACACACCUCUACACCAACCUGUCUCACCACAAUCCAUCGUGGUUAUGGGUGACUCGGCAGGCGGGGGAUUGUCUGCGGCGUUUCUGGUGUACAUGAAGGAUUUUCUGAAGGAUAAAACUGGCGAAGCAAUGUUUGAACCGGUCCGGGGUGGCGUGCUUCUUUCGCCUUGGGUUGAGUUAACAUGCAGUACAGAAUCAUGGGACUCAAACUACUCUACCGAUUACCUCCCUGGUCGCCCCAACACCGUCUUUCACAGCAUGUUCCCCAGUGAAUCCGAGUCUCCACUAAAUCCCGUAUACUCUUACCUCUUUGGCCUGGGUGAUGCUGGACGCAAACGAACUUUCAUCACCCGAAGAAAGCGUCAAUGUGUAUGCAAAGCAGAGUCGACCUGCGAUUGUGGAGGGGAUUUUAAACCGAUUGAUAUGGCAAGGAGAGAUUCAGGAAUUGAUGUAAUCUUGGAGACUGAGGAAACGGAGGAUUGCAACCGUCCUCGGAACGUCCUGAACGUGAAGAGACGGUUGGAUGAGGAAGAAGUUGUCUUCAGAUUGGCCAAGCAUCCGCUUGCGUCUCCUAUCUAUGCAGACUGUAGUGGCAUGCCACCAAUCUUGAUUCAAAGCGGAGAUGCCGAGAUGCUUCGAGACGAGUCAAUGCUCCUUGCCCAUCGCUUGGCUCUCGCCAACCCAGACCUGCACGAGCGGGGUUUCAUGAGACUUGAGCUCUACCGUGACAUGCCACAUGUCUUCCAAGCAUUCACUUUCCUUCAUAGCGCCCAAACUGCCCUUAAGAACAUGUCCGUCUUUAUAUCCUCACUCUUCAACUCUUCCCAGUACGACACGGCACAAGGAAAUCAUGGCGUCGAGAGCGGAAUAGUAGCCGUCGAUUCAUUCUUGUAUCCUCCACCUUAUUCACAGACUGCCACGGAGCCUACCAUGGAUGUAAUGGAAGGUGUGGCGAGCAUGAAGGCGAGCAUGAAGGUGGUUGGUGCAGCCUUGGGCGGCGCGGUGGUCGAAGAUGUACAAGAUGCUGAGGGUGGGUGGCUGGUAGGAGAUGGGAUGUUGCAUCCGUUCCUUUGAACGGCCUAGUGUGUCUGCCAGGAUUUAACAUUAUAACUGUCUACUUUUAAAAUGCAUUGAUAUUAUUUUAAAUCUUUCGCUGCGUUUUUCGAAUAACUAUCUCUUGAGCCUGGCCU
This is a messenger RNA of Spizellomyces punctatus DAOM BR117, 2545 nucleotides long. RefSeq lists its product as uncharacterized. Bases 483 to 2429 code for a protein of 648 amino acids. The transcript has 8 exons. Lineage: Eukaryota; Fungi; Chytridiomycota; Chytridiomycetes; Spizellomycetales; Spizellomycetaceae. The record is from RefSeq and is a predicted model, not a curated record. Gene Ontology annotation, molecular function: hydrolase activity.